Arachis ipaensis is the source of this 1086-nucleotide messenger RNA. NCBI's taxonomy places the organism in Eukaryota, Viridiplantae, Streptophyta, Magnoliopsida, Fabales, Fabaceae. The record is from RefSeq and is a predicted model, not a curated record.
AUGGGGUUCGGUAGAAGAUGGAGGGCAUGGAUUAUAGAGUGCAUUAGAUCAGCUUCUAUAUCUGUAAUGGUUAAUGGGGCUCCUUCCAAGCCGUUCAAGAUGGAAAGAGGGCUUCGACAAGGUGACCUGUUAUCACCUUUUCUAUUCAUCCUCGUUGUAGAUGUGCUGAACAGGAUGAUAGGUGAGGCGGUAAGAAACAGGAGGAUAGCUCCUCUAUUAGUAGGCAGGGACAAUGUAGAGCUAUCUCACCUCCAGUUUGAUGAUGACACUAUUUUGUUCUGCCCACUAGAGGAAGAGACAGUUAGAAACUACAAGAGACUCCUGAGGUGUUUUGAGGUCAUGUCGGGAUUGAGCAUCAACUUUGACAAGUCUAGUUUGAUACCGGUAAAUUGCAGUCAGGAGUGGGCCAGUCAAAUGUGCAGGUUGUUAGGAUGUCAGGCGGCGAAUCUACCAGUAAAGUAUCUGGAAAUUAAUCUAGGUGCAAACCCCAGGCUGGUAAAAACGUGGAAGCCAUUGAUAGAUAAGGUGGAGGAGAAACUGAGUUUGUGGAAAGCAAAGGUGCUAAGCAAAGCGAGAAAGCUGGUUCUCAUCAAAUUCGUGAUCAAUAGUCUGCCUACGUACUAUUUGAGCUUGUAUAAAAUGCCAGUUACGGUGGCAAAAAAAAUCUCAUUGCAAAGAAGAUUCUUUUGGGGAAAGGACGACGGACAACCUGGAUUGGCUCUUGUAAAAUGGGAGAUGAUACAGGCAUCGAAGAAAUUAGGGGGACUAGGUGUGGGAGAUGUGAUGAUUCGUAAUACCGUACAAACAUUGACAGAUGAUGUCCUCAACUAUAAGUUCACAAAUGGAAUAUGGAAAGGAAUUGUUCCACCGCGGAUAGAGUUGUUUACUUUGUUUAGAGUGGUGCAAAAGGUAACCCAUGUUGUUGAUGGCUAUGCCGAAGAUAACAUAGGAGUUGCAGAACUAUAUUUUUUGUUCUUAUACAUAGAAGGAGAGAAAUUUGAAGUCAAGUGGAUGGAAAGGAGGAAGAGAACUGGAAGAGGGGCAACCGGUGGCUGCUGCCACAUCAGCAGUGAUGCUCUCCAAUAG